Ylistrum balloti is the source of this 1637-nucleotide messenger RNA. Its product is annotated as P2Y purinoceptor 12-like. Gene Ontology annotation, biological process: G protein-coupled receptor signaling pathway. Gene Ontology annotation, molecular function: G protein-coupled receptor activity. The transcript has a single exon. Gene Ontology annotation, cellular component: membrane. The record is from RefSeq and is a predicted model, not a curated record. The coding region runs from base 54 to 1304 and encodes 416 amino acids. NCBI's taxonomy places the organism in Eukaryota, Metazoa, Mollusca, Bivalvia, Pectinida, Pectinidae.
AUCCUGCUGGAUAGUGAUCUUUACGAAAGCUACCAAGUGUUAAACAAAUCAACAUGAACCUGACUACCGAACCUACGUCGAAUUUCACCACGUUAUUGAAUGUUUCAUUUAAACCUCCUCCUUUGAUUUAUGUCAACGACCACGUCGCACAGACACUGCUGCCAGUGACAGUAGUUUUAUGGUUUUAUAUCGCCAUUGGUGUUUUGGGGAACAGUUUAGUGAUGUUUGUGUACUGGGCACGUAAGAAGCCCGUAAGAGAGGACAGGUACUUCAUCCCGUUAUUGGCACUAGUAGACUUAUUGUCGUGUGUGGUGUCUUCAGGGACUGGAAUAUAUGCACAAACGUACCCAUUAAUAUUCGAUAAUGAUUUCGGGUGCAAGAUGGCAGCGUUUCUGGGUAUUUUGUUCGCCGGAUUGUCUGCCAAUUUUCUUGUGAUCAUUGCUGUAGAACGUUAUCUGAAGGUUUGCAAACCAUUUCGCCGUCAAAUGACAAUACUGACGAAGAAAAUCGCUUUUAUUGUCAUGAUUGCGAUUAGUUUGGUGUGUUCUAUCCCUUCCCUAGGAAUUUACCGCGUAGAGGAGGUCCCCAUGAAAAUGAAAGGAGGAUUCAAAAUCCAGACGUGGAAAUGUAUUGACACAAAGGACAAAGAACACGCAACAGGUCAUAUGAUAUAUAAAAUCGCACUGUUUGUGAUAACAAUGAUAAAAUUUGUCGUUCUGGUGGUAUGUUACAGUAAUAUUUCCUUUAUCAUAUUUAAGCAGAGAAAAUACAGACACAGAAUGGGAUCGAUCACAUCAAAUGGUAGUACCUCCGUCUCAUGCAGUCAUAAGGAUGAAGAAGUCCAGCUGAAAACCCCUGCUGUUAAGGAGGAAUUCGAACAUGUAAAAGUGGUUACAAAAAAAGAAUUCGAACGAAAAAUACAACACCCAUUGGUUGGUAAUAAAACCCACAAAAGAAAGGUAACAGAUCCUGAAAGAUGUAAUCGGAAGCAAAGUGUGGUCUCAGCGACGGGAUCGCUUAGGAGGAAAGGCAGUGUGGUCGACCGACAGGGAAUCCGUCUCACCUUAAUAUUUAUCCUCGUCACUAUCAUCUACAUCAUCACUUACGGACCAAAAGUCUGGCUGAUGUUAGAACAGACCGUAAACAGACACUUCUGGUCUUCGAUUCCACCAAGUCAGCUCGUCUUUUACAGGUUUUUACACACAUUCUACAUAUUUAAUAACAUUGUCAACCCCAUUGUGUACGGAAUCAUGGACAGGCGCUUUAGAUCGGAUUUAAGGAGUUGUUUUAAAAUAUGUGAGUAAAUAAAUGACUAAUAUGGCUCCCUCAUCCGUGCUUAAGAGGAAAGUUUUCUAUCUUGGGUACUAAAACUAUAGACAGAUUUCACAAAUAAAAUGUAUGUCAUUUAAAUAUCUGUUAUGAUAAAACAGUGGUACAGUCAUAUUGAAGCUGGCUUCAUUCAAAGCGGAAAUAUCAUGUCAUCAUCUCAGUUUUGAAAAAGAAAAUUUCUUAUCGGUGUGAACGCUAUGAAAAAAAAAAGUUCUUUUUUAUCGGUGUAAAUAAAUUGAGAAAAAUUGUGUAUUUUCUUUUUUAACACUAUUAAGUUAAGUGACACACAAGCCAUUCUGAUGGAUUGA